AGAGCUCUUGUCUCACUGUUUAUCGCGAGAUCUCAGCUCUUCCUUUUUCCCUUUUCGCUUUGAGUCCAAGAUGGGAGUCGACAUCAGGCACAACAAGGACCGUAAGGUGCGCAGGAAGGAACCAAAGAGCGAGGACAUCUACCUCAGGCUCUUGGUCAAGUUGUACAGGUUCCUGGCCCGCCGCUCGAAUGCUCCCUUCAAUAAGGUCAUCCUUAGAAGGCUCUUCAUGAGCAGGUCCAACAGGCCUCCUCUCCAUCUCACGCCUGGUCAGUCUACUCCCAGCCUGUUCAGCACACUCAACGAUACAUUGAGUGACAGUGUUAUGCCAGUGUCAGCUCUGCAAGCAGCUUUGGCUCUCUGCUGUGGACUCCCUACAAUUCGUAAAAUGAAGUUACCUGGACGUGAUGACAAAAUUGCUGUUGUUGUGGGAACAGUCAGUGAUGAUAUCAGGAUUCAGGACAUCCCCAAGCUCAAAAUAUGUGCUCUGAGGAUCACCUCUGGAGCCCGCCACAGGAUUCUGAAAGCAGGAGGUCAGGUGAUGACCUUUGACCAGCUGGCUUUGGCUGCUCCCAAAGGACAGAACACUGUGCUGCUGUCAGGGCCCCGUAAAGCUAGAAAGGUGUACAGGCACUUCGGAAAAGCUCCUGGAACCCCUCACAGCCACACCAAACCAUAUGUCCGCUCCAAGGGCAGGAAGUUCGAGAGAGCUCGUGGUCGCAGAGCCAGUCGUGCCUACAAGAACUAAUCUGUUCAUCGUUUAUUGUGCCGUCUUCUGGAAAUAAAAGAUUGGUUGUACAAAAA
Molecule: messenger RNA, 801 nt
Organism: Thalassophryne amazonica
Lineage: Eukaryota; Metazoa; Chordata; Actinopteri; Batrachoidiformes; Batrachoididae
Gene: rpl18
Product: ribosomal protein L18
Exons: 8
Coding region: 71-745 (224 amino acids)
Biological process (GO): translation
Cellular component (GO): ribosome; cytosolic large ribosomal subunit
Molecular function (GO): structural constituent of ribosome; RNA binding
Source: RefSeq, a predicted model, not a curated record